Messenger RNA from Adineta steineri, 1626 nucleotides. The record is from the annotation of a GenBank genome assembly. Lineage: Eukaryota; Metazoa; Rotifera; Eurotatoria; Adinetida; Adinetidae.
AUGUCUUCGGUUUCAAAUAAAAAUAAUAAUUCAUCUAAUACAAAUUUGGGAUCUACUGAUCAACAUACAUCAUCAUUAUUUAUCAAUAUUCAACAAUUACAAACUGGUAUUCAAGUACAACAUCAACAUGAAAAAGAGUCAUUAAACGAAUUGAAUCAACGUUUUCAUCAUUCUAUCGAUCGUGUUCGUUUGUUAGAAUCACAAAAUUUAAAAUAUCGUACAAAACUUACAGCUAUUCGAAAACAACCAUUCGAUGAUAAUGAUAUAAAAUCGAUUGAACAUUUUUCUAAUAUAAAAUCUGAACUUUCAAAGCAAUACAAUGCAACUAUUGACUGUAAAUCAGAUUUCGAAUGGUCUCAACUUCAAAUUGGAAUCUAUCAAAAAUGGAUUGAUAUUGAACAACAACAGAAAGGCAAACAAUUAUCAGAACUUGAACAAGAAUUGAAACAAGUUGUAUCUAAUCUUAAUAUUCUACAUAAAUCUUAUGCAGAAUUAGAACGAACAGCUAAAAAUCAGUAUGUAGAACGUGAUAACCUAUUUACCCAAUAUUUAACAUUGACACAUAAUUGGUGCAAUCAAAAAGCAAAACGAAAGAAAUACGAUCAAAGUAUGGAAUUAUUGAAGAAUAAUAUCGUAUUCUAUAAAAAUUUAUCGGCAUAUAUUGCACGAUAUACCGAAUCAUUACCGACUCAAUCGAACGAUGAGGUACAAUAUUGGGCGGGGGAAUAUGAUAAAUCUAUUAAGAAGAUACAUCAUGAUUUUGAAUUAUUUUAUGCAAACAUUUAUCGUGAUUUGACUUCGUAUUAUGAAAUAAAAAUGGAAGAAGUACGCAAAGAAGUUGAACAAACAAAACACGAGCAACGUCUUGAAACGGAAGAAUUUGUAAUAAGUCAACAAGCACUUGAAAAAGAAUAUGAAAAAGUACAAUAUAGUUUAACUCAUGAAAAAGAAAUUUUACACAAAUUAGAAUCUGUAUAUUCUAAAUUAGAAGCAGAAUUGAAAUCAUUAGAAAUUCAACAUGAAGAGAAACUGGAAUUACAAGCGAAAGAAAUACAUCAUUAUCAAGAAAGUAUAAUGACAAUCGCUUUCGAUAUCAAUGAAAUGCAGUCUAGUAAAAUUAAUUUGGAAACUGAAAUUAUUAUUUAUCGAUAUAUAUUGAAUGCUUUUGAAAAUGAAGAACAAGUGACAAUUGUCCCGCAUAAGUCAACAGUUGCGAAUGAAACAAUAGGAAAAUUCAUUGCUAAAGGACGAAAAAAACAUUCAAUUGGUAUUAAAGAAUGUGCUGCUAAUGGUAAAUAUAUUAGUUUGUUAAAUUAUUCAACAACUGAUAAUAUCGAUAUUUCGAAAUGGAUAUUGAAACAACGUACUGAUUCUGCAUCAGAAAUUCAAUAUAUAAUACCUGAUGGUGUUGUACUGAAACAAGGAAUAGAAUUAAGAAUCUAUUCAAAACUUGGCAGUGCCAAUGCUGAUAGAUCUUCGAAUGAAAAUACUCUUUCUCGACUGGUGAAUAAUAAUGUAACUUCAUGGGGUGUAGGGAAUACGAUUGAAAUACAUCUGUUUAAUCAGUAUGGUGAAAAGCAAGCAUCUUAUUUAGAAUCGAUUGAAGCUCGAGCAACCAAUAUAUAA